CACAAUAUCACACCAACCACGGCCUACCCCCCCCCCCUCUAAAACCACCCACCAAACUACCCAACUCAAAUCCAACCCAAAAUGCCACCUACCCCCCCAACCCCCUCGCACUUCCCCCCGCACCUAACCCUAACCAUCACGCCCCCCUCCACCAGCACCUCCCCCAACACAUCCCCCAACAUCCUCCUCCUCCUCCACGGCCUCGGCGACACAAGCCAAAACCUCACAACCUUAGCCCGCGCCCUCAACCUCCCCGAAACCACCGUUCUAACACUCCAAGCCCCCACCCCACUCCCCUUCGACCUGGGCGGCUUCCACUGGGGCGACGACAUCACAUUCAGCCCUGCAGGGGACCUGGACAUGGACGCCGGAUUCACCCGCUCCACGAAUACCAUAAUCAACGAGGUGAUUGUCGACACAUUGUUGAAGAAGUGCGGGUACCGGGGUAGGGAUAUUGUGGUGUUUGGGAUCGGGCAGGGCGGGAUGGUGGGGUUGGAGGUUGCUAGGCAUUUCAAAAACUCCUCCCCUCAGAGGGAAGGAAAGGUGGACGAGGAGGAGCUGGGAGGUGUGGUGUCAAUUGGGGCGCCGGUGGGGUUAUCUGGAAAGGCACCUGCGUCUGGCAGUGGGAAGAGUAGGACGCCAGUGUUGAUUGUUGCCGGAAAGGAAGAUGGAGGGGAGAGGAGUACGGCGGUUACUGCGGCGGGGGUGAGGAGGACGAAGGAGUGGUUUGAGUUUGUGGAGGUGAGUAGGUAUAAGAGGCGUGGGGAUGGGAUGCCGAGGAAUGCGGAGGAGAUGAGGCCCGUGAUGGAGUUUUUGGCCAGGAGGUUGAGGAGUUAUAAGGGGGUGCCGGAGGGGAGUAUUGAACUUAGUUGAAUGAUUAGGUGAAUACGGGGUGGAAGAUGGGUUGUAUAGAUGUGGAAGGUGGAUGAUGAGUCUAUUGUACAUGACAUGCUUAAACUAGAUACCUAUCUGCUGGCUACUGGACCUCCUUCAGAGCUGUGCGUGCGCGCUCGAUCGUCUCUCUGGCGUCCUUCUCCGCCGUCACUUCUUCGACUUGUCGGCCACCCUCGCGGGCGGUCUCGCGCAGCUGCGUCUCUGUUUCCAGCAGCGCGGUGCGGCCGUCCUCGCGU
This is a messenger RNA of Aspergillus vadensis CBS 113365, 1130 nucleotides long. RefSeq names its product alpha/beta hydrolase. Gene Ontology annotation, cellular component: cytoplasm. Lineage: Eukaryota; Fungi; Ascomycota; Eurotiomycetes; Eurotiales; Aspergillaceae. The transcript has a single exon. The coding region runs from base 82 to 873 and encodes 263 amino acids. Gene Ontology annotation, molecular function: palmitoyl-(protein) hydrolase activity; carboxylic ester hydrolase activity. The record is from RefSeq and is a predicted model, not a curated record. Gene Ontology annotation, biological process: protein depalmitoylation.